GUCACAUGCGGUCACAUGAAAUCGUGUGGCGUCGGGAACUCAUAGGACCUCAUCAAAAUCUUGAAGACUGGGGGAGAUUGUGCUUAUUGACCGUGUAUUCGAAUUCUUGAGCUCAAUCCGGAUGACGGCCUAUGUGAAGUUUACGCCCCUCUCGGGGGCCCGCAACGAAGAUCCUCUGUGCUACCUGCUGGAAGUCGACGAAGCCAAGAUUCUUCUGGACUGCGGAUGGUCAGAGCGCUUCGAUCCCGAAGACUUGGUCGAGCUGCGGAGGGUGGCUAAGCAAGUGGACGCUGUGUUAUUCAGUCACGGCGACAUCGAGCAUCUUGGGGCAUACCCAUAUGCAUUCGGUCACCUAGGGUUGAAUUGCCCUGCAUAUGCCACAUUUCCGGUGCAUGAUAUGGGACAGAUUACCAUGUACGAUGCGUUUCAGUCUAGAGCAUCCGCGGAGGAGUUCAGUACCUUCACAUUAGACCAUGUCGACGCAGCGUUCGAUAAGAUGGUCACCCUGCGGUACUCUCAACCAUUUUCUCUUUCCGGAAAAUGCAACGGCAUCACUGUCACCGCAUACUUGGCUGGGCACACGGUCGGCGGAACGAUAUGGAAGAUCAAGAAGGACACCGACGAUAUCGUGUAUGCCGUUGAUUACAACCAUAAAAAGGACAGACAUCUGAAUGGCACAGUCAUGAUGACAACGGAAGCAUUAGCUCGGCCGUCUAUUUUGAUCGCGGAUGCCUACAAUGCGAAGAACGAGCAACCACUUCGGAAAGUUCGCGAUUCGUCGCUCAUUGACGAAAUCACAUCCGCCCUCAACAACGACGCUAAUGUGCUUAUACCCGUCGAUUCGUCUACCCGAGUGCUGGAGAUCGCGUACCUAUUGGAGCAGCAUUGGGCUUUCCAGCGGCUGCAGACACCUUUACUGUUUCUAACGCACCAGAGUUACCGAACAAUGUCGAUGGCGAAAACCAUGCUGGAAUGGAUGGGUGACGGUGUAGCAAAUGCGUUUUCGCAAAGACGUGAGGCACCAUUCGACUUCAAGUUUUUACGAACAGUGUAUAGGAAGGCCGAACUCGAUAAGCUAAGAGGGCCCAAGGUUGUCUUGGCCUCCCUUGGAGGAGUGGACACCGGAUGGUCCCACGACAUUCUACGGGAAUGGGGCAGUUCCGAAAAAGCUUUGGUACUCUUGCCUGAUCGAGGCUUACCAGGGUCAAUGGCUCGAAAACUCUACACGGAAUGGAGCCUGCACGCACCGCCAAAGACCGAAGAGAACACCAGGAGCGCAGUCAAUCUGGAACUGACGAUACCGAUUAUUGCAAAAGAGAAGAUACCCCUGGAAGGGGAAGAGUUGACCGAGUUCCUAUCAAGAGAGCAGCAACGGCGGGAGCAUGAGGCCGAGAGUUUAGCGAAACAGCGCGACUUGAUGGAGGACGAUGAGAGCGAUAUCGAUGACGACGAAGGGGAGGUUGCUGAGGUGGCAAACAUCCUUGCGUCGGGGUAUGAUAUCUAUGUGAAGGAUCAGACGAAGGCUGGCGGGUUCUUCAAGCAGAGUCAGUCGUAUCGUAUGUUUCCGAUUUCAGAACCACGGAAACGCGUGGAUGACUAUGGGGAGCAGAUUGACCCUGCUGUGUAUAUGAGGGGCGAGUACCAAUAUGCUAUGCAGCAGGCGGAGGAGACGGAGGCAUCUCGGGUACAGGAGCCCAUGGAACUGGAAAAACUGCGACAAGAAGAAGAUCCCAUUCCGUUCAAGUUCAUCGCGUUCGAGUCCGCUAUAGAUGUGCGAUGCAGAGUAGUGUACAUCGACUUUGAGGGCCGGUCGGACGGAAGGUCUAUCAAGAACAUUCUGCCGCAAGUCGCUCCCAGGAAGCUGAUUCUUGUCCGCGGGUCGGAAGAAUCAACGCAGAAUCUCGAAUCGUAUUGUCUGGAAGCAGAGAACCUAACAAACGACGUCUACUCACCGCAUGUUGGGGAGUGCAUCAACGUUUCGGCUGCCACCAAUAUCUAUCAAGUGAGGUUGACGGAUUCCCUCGUCAGCUCUUUGAAGAUGACUGAGUUGGCGGAUUACCAGCUGGCGUACGUCAGCGGCCUCGUACGCUUCCCAGAAACCGAAGUCGGCGUUGGAAGCUCAGGAUCAGAGGCAAUGGAAAUCGACAUCCCAUCAAACGCUCGACCGGCGUCGCUGGGGAUUCCGGUCCUUGACGUGAUGCCAGCAGACAUGCAACAACACCAUCGGCCAGUCAUCGUUGGGGAUGUGAAGCUCUCCGAGUUUCGUCGCUUACUUCAGAACGAAGGACUAUCCACCGAGUUCGUUUCUGGUGUUCUGAUGGUGCGCAGUGCGGGCAAGGAGAAAGAUGCAGAUCCGGUCAUUGUCAGCAGAGCAAUGGCUGGGCGGCUGGCGUUGGAAGGUAGCAUAGGGGAGUUAUAUUACAGGGUCCGAGAUCUCUUGUACAAACAACAUGCAUUGUUAUAGAGUUCACUAUCUGUAAAUUACUCUACGGUAAAACUUUAGUCAAAAACUCUGCAACAUCCGAGACCUCUUCCGAUGAGCUGGAGUGACCCAUUCCCUU
Messenger RNA from Fimicolochytrium jonesii, 2561 nucleotides. Its product is annotated as beta-lactamase-like protein. Bases 122 to 2464 code for a protein of 780 amino acids. Gene Ontology annotation, biological process: mRNA 3'-end processing by stem-loop binding and cleavage. Lineage: Eukaryota; Fungi; Chytridiomycota; Chytridiomycetes; Spizellomycetales; Powellomycetaceae. The transcript is spliced from 9 exons. Gene Ontology annotation, molecular function: RNA binding. Gene Ontology annotation, cellular component: mRNA cleavage and polyadenylation specificity factor complex. The record is from RefSeq and is a predicted model, not a curated record.